Messenger RNA from Chlamydomonas reinhardtii, 2874 nucleotides. RefSeq lists its product as uncharacterized. Bases 389 to 2146 code for a protein of 585 amino acids. The transcript is spliced from 13 exons. Gene Ontology annotation, cellular component: mitochondrion; oxoglutarate dehydrogenase complex. The record is from RefSeq and is a predicted model, not a curated record. Lineage: Eukaryota; Viridiplantae; Chlorophyta; Chlorophyceae; Chlamydomonadales; Chlamydomonadaceae. Gene Ontology annotation, molecular function: flavin adenine dinucleotide binding; dihydrolipoyl dehydrogenase (NADH) activity.
AUCCAUAUCUUGGGGAAUUCUUGUGCCUAGCCUGAUUGGCCUAGCUGCCUCCAGCAGGCACGCGCCCCCCCUCACCCAGUCCCACUUCGAGCAGCGAGGCGCAAUAGUUUCCCACGUGCAUGCACGAAGCUGACCGAGAAACGUAACCUCGCGAUUGCCUGUAAAGUAGGGCUCCUUGAAGUUCCUGUUGUAUGCUGCGCUAGCAGAAAGCGGCCUAUGCGUGAUGCCCCGUUCUCUAAACCCUUCAGGGCAGUUGCCCCGAGCGGUUGAGCCCGGGUCAGCACAUUUCAUGGAAGCGGCCCACUCCGUCCUUCCCUCUGUGCAUCCUGUUUAGUGCUGAAGAGUGUUGGCUGAUGCGGUCUGGUUUUUUCUCGCGAAAUUCAACAAAAUGGCAGCUAGCAUGGCCGCUACUCAGCAGCGCCUGGCGCUUGGCGCCAAGCAGGCGACCUUCGGCCCUGCCGUGGCGCCCCGCUCGGCCAAGGCUAACGCCAGCGCCAAGCGCUUCAACGGCCUGGUUGCUGAGGCCAUGUCGAGCUGCAUCCCGGUGGUCUCCAGCUCGCGCCGGACUGCUGCGGCUCGCGCGCCGCUGCCUGCUCGCUCGUCGGUCGUGGCCCAGGCCACCGCGGACGGCAAGUUCGACUAUGAUCUUGUUAUCAUCGGCUGCGGCGUCGGUGGCCACGGUGCCGCUCUGCACGCUGUGGAGUGCGGCCUGAAGGUGGCUGUGAUUGAGGGCCACGACAUCGGCGGCACCUGCGUCAACCGCGGCUGCGUGCCCAGCAAGGCGCUGCUGGCGGCCUCGGGCCGGGUGCGCGAGAUGCGCGACAAGGCGCACCUCAGCGCCAUGGGCGUGCAGGUGGGCGCCGUGUCGUUCGACCGCGCCGGUGUGGCGGCGCACGCCAAGGACCUGGCCAGCAACAUCCAGGGCAACCUGAAGCGCUCGCUGGAGAGCAUCGGCGUGGACAUCCUGACCGGCCAGGCCAAGUUCGUGGGCCCCCAGAAGGUGCGCUACGGCCUGCCCGGCCGCGUGGACAUUGGCGGCGAGGUGACCGCCCGCGACAUCAUCAUCGCCACCGGCUCCGUGCCCUUCGUGCCGCCGGGCAUCCCCAUUGACGGCAAGACCGUGUUCACCUCUGACCACGCGCUCAAGCUGGAGUGGCUGCCCAACUGGAUCGCCAUCAUCGGCUCGGGCUACAUCGGACUGGAGUUCAGCGACGUGUACACGGCCCUGGGCACAGAGGUCACCUUCAUCGAGGCCGUGGACAACCUGAUGCCGGGCUUUGACCGCGAGAUCGCCCGCCUGGCGCAGCGCCUGCUCAUCAACGGCCGCCCCAUUGACUACCACACCGGGGUCAUCGCCUCCAAGGUCACCCCCGGCGUGCCGGGAGUGAAGCCGGUUGUGAUUGAGCUGACCGACUUCAAGACCAAGGAGAAGGUGGACGAGAUCGAGGUUGACGCCGUGCUGGUCGCCACCGGCCGCGCCCCCUACACCAACGGCCUCAACCUGCCCGCCAUCGGCUCCGCCACCGACCGCCGCGGCUUCGUGCCCGUCAACGAGAAGAUGCAGGUCCUGGACACCGCCGGCAAGGUGGUGCCGCACGUGUACUGCAUCGGCGACGCCAACGGCAAGUACAUGCUGGCGCACGCCGCCUCGGCGCAGGGCAUCUCCGCCGUGGAGAACAUCUGCGGCCGCCCGCACGUGGUGAACCACCUGUCGGUGCCCGCCGCCUGCUUCACGCACCCCGAGGUGUCGUUUGUGGGCGUGACGCAGGAGCGCGCCGAGGAGCUGGCCAAGGAGCAGGGCUUCAAGCUGGGCGUGAGCAAGACCAGCUUCAAGGGCAACUCCAAGGCUCUGGCUGAGAAGGAGGGCGACGGCAUGGCCAAGAUGCUGUACCGCAAGGACACGGGCGAGAUCCUGGGCGUGCACAUCAUCGGCCUGCACGCCGCGGACCUCAUCCACGAGGCCUCCAACGCCAUCGCCACCGGGCAGCGCGUGCAGGACAUCAAGUUCUGCGUGCACGCGCACCCCACCCUGUCCGAGGUGCUGGACGAGCUGUUCAAGGGCGCGCACGUGGAGGGACCCGCCGCCGCCGGCAACGGCGCCGCCAAGGCCGCCGCCGCGCCCAAGGCCGCCGUGGCCGCGGCCUGAAGGCCCGAGCCUCCGGCGGUGGCCGCCGCCGCUGAUGCCGUCGUCGCCGACACCAACACCGAGACCGAAACCUCUAGCGUUGUGGAUGCGGAGGAGGGGCAGCGGGAGCAGGGAGAGGCGCCGGCGGCGGCGGUGGUGUGGGCGGCGGCGGCUCUUGCGGGGUCGGAGACGGAGGGUGUGGCAGCAGAGGCUACGCACCGCCGGGAGGGCCUUGAGGACGCAGAUGCAGAUUGUGUGGGGGACGUCAGCGGCAGCAACAGCAGCGGCAGCAGGGGUGCUGGGGAGCAGGGGGACGCAGUUGGUGUUGAAAACGUGAUCGCGGGGGGUGUUGGGGAAGAAGUUGAGGAGGGCGCCGGCGAGGUGCGGACGGCGCCGCCCGGCAGCAGCACGGUGCCGGAGCGCGCCGGCGCUGAGGCCGCCGCUGAGGAGGAGGAGCAGGGCAGCAGCGGCGGCGGCGGCGGCGACAAUGUUGCGGCAGCAGCGGCGGCAGCAGCGGGCGCCGCGGCGCCGUCAGCGGGCGGCGGCGACGCCGAUCUGUCGGUGCGCCUGGAGGUCAGCUUUGACCCGGUGCCGCCGGGCGCCGCGGCGGCGGCAGCUGAGGUCGUGGCUGCCGCGGCGGAGGCCAUCGUGGAGGCAGAGGCGCCCAAGGUGGUGGCGCUGGCGCCGCCGGCGCCGCCGCCUCUUGCGCCGCCAGUUCCGGCAGUUGAGAAGGACCUGCCCGUGGAGCU